Molecule: messenger RNA, 1944 nt
Organism: Nelumbo nucifera (sacred lotus)
Lineage: Eukaryota; Viridiplantae; Streptophyta; Magnoliopsida; Proteales; Nelumbonaceae
Product: pectin acetylesterase 8-like
Biological process (GO): cell wall organization
Cellular component (GO): plant-type cell wall
Molecular function (GO): pectin acetylesterase activity
Source: RefSeq, a predicted model, not a curated record
AUUGGGUGUGUUCGUUUGUUUAAAUAUGUAUAAAUAUCAAUUAAUGGCGUUUAAGGAAUCGAAGCGAAUUAGUGUCUGCUCUUGGGUUCUCUGCUCAAGAGCUGUCGGUGUAAACAGUCAUAAACAACUCUCUCAGGCUUCUGACUCCUUUUCUUUAUCAAAAAUUUUGGGGCUUUUCGGGAUUUUUCAGGUCACUUUCAAUAAAUUUUUAAUUCUAAGGUUGGUUGUAUUUAUGGGUCGGAUUGUUCGAGCUUGAGAAAUGAAAUGCUGAGCUGGGCUUAGUGUCGGAUUGAAGCCAGGGGAGGCUGGGUGUUCUGUGAUUAUCAACCUUUAGCAAGAUCUGCCUUCUUGGGUUUUCAGAAUGAUCAAUGUUAGAGCAGUUGCAUGGAUAAAUAUUCUACUCUGUGCACUGGUUGCUUUGAAGGUGAAUGGCGUCAAUGUUGGAAUUACUUAUGUUGAAACUGCUGUAGCAAAGGGAGCAGUAUGCUUGGAUGGGAGCCCACCGGCAUACCACCUUGAUAAAGGUUUUGGCUCAGGGAUUAACAACUGGUUGGUUCACAUUGAGGGAGGAGGGUGGUGUAACAAUGUUACAACUUGUCUUGCUCGCAAGAAUACGCGUUUAGGUUCCUCUAAGCAAAUGUUGACAGAAAUUGCAUUCUCCGGGAUUCUAAGCAACAAGCAACAAUUUAACCCAGAUUUCUAUAAUUGGAACAGAGUCAAGGUCCGGUAUUGUGAUGGAGCAUCAUUUACUGGAGAUGUUGAGGCAGUAGAUCCAACCACCAAUCUUCACUACAGAGGAGCAAGGGUUUGGCUUGCUGUUAUAGAGGACCUGCUAGAGAAAGGGAUGAAAAAUGCUGAAUAUGCCCUUCUUUCUGGCUGUUCAGCUGGUGGUUUGACAUCCAUUCUGCACUGUGAUAGCUUCCGUGCACUGCUGCCUAUGGGUGUCAAAGUAAAAUGUCUUGCAGAUGCUGGUUAUUUUAUCAAUGCGAAAGAUGUAUCUGGAACAGAACACAUACAGGCCUUCUAUGAUGAUGUGGUGACAACCCAUGGAUCAUCAAAGAAUUUACCUGCGUCUUGCACUUCAACAAUGAAACCUAGUAUGUGCUUUUUCCCACAAUACAUGGAACAAGGAAUCCGUACACCACUUUUUCUAUUAAAUGCAGCAUAUGAUUCUUGGCAGAUAAAGAAUAUUUUGGCACCAGGUGUUGCUGAUCCCCAUGGCUACUGGCACAAUUGCAAGCUUGAUAUCAAGAACUGUUCACCCAGUCAAAUCCAAACCAUGCAAGGUUUCAGGGUGGAGUUUUUAAAUGCAUUGUCAGGACUUGGGAACUCUUCUCCGAGAGGAAUGUUUAUUAACUCUUGCUAUGCCCACUGCCAAUCUGAAAUGCAAGAAACAUGGUUAAGAGAUGACUCUCCAGUUCUUGAUAAAACACCAAUUGCAAAGGCAGUUGGAGACUGGUAUUAUGACCGAAGCCCCUUCCAGAAGAUCGAUUGUCCUUAUCCCUGUGAUGCAACUUGCCACAACCGCAUUUUUGACCCAAAUGAACAUCCAGGACUAUAGCUUACAAUUCUCAUAUAGACACCAAUCUCUAUUAACAAGCCAUACCCAUAGAUAAAUCAUGAUCAAAUUACAGCAAAUUAAUGAUCAACCAUAUUGUCUGAGUAACCAAAGGUCACCACAGCACUAAACUCAAGUGUCAGGUGCUUUGCAUUAUAUUAUUGUAUGUUUCCGUAAAUGGAAAAAAUAAGGUCUAGAAAUCAGGAAAUAAAAUCUAAAUUCCUGUUCCAUGGAAUGACUGAUAAGAUUCAUUACCAUGCCGGUAUAUCACAUAAAGAUCAUGACUGUAUUAUUAUGUAUUUGAUGAUUAUUCGAGCAAUAAAAAAUCAAAUUAUUUUGGUUAUUGCUCGUUUUUUAGUAUCUUGUUAUUAUUACAUGGUUGAUUA